Molecule: messenger RNA, 492 nt
Organism: Anisakis simplex (herring worm)
Lineage: Eukaryota; Metazoa; Nematoda; Chromadorea; Rhabditida; Anisakidae
Source: the annotation of a GenBank genome assembly
AUGCCGGUAAGACAGUCCACAUCGACUGUCGAAUUAAUUGAACCCGAAGCUGAGAGUGAUCGGAAUGUUACCCCUUUAAAUGGACAGCCUUUUCACAAUCAUAUAGGGUCGUCUGAUUCAUUUGUAAAUCAACAUAUAGCGGUAAUGAAUCGUUUCUGUUCUCAGAAAUCGGUUGAAACUUCACUUUUGAGUCAAACUCCAAAAAAGAAAGGUGUAACUGCGCGUGCACUGUUGAGAAGUAUUCAAGAAGGCCAGUCGAACUGGAUUCGUUCAGAACCCUCUCAGGAAUCGCAUGGAAGGAAGAAUUCAUCGCAAAGGGAUAAUUACAAUUGUACUCAGUAUGAAACACCAAAAUUCUCAUCUACUCAAAAUCAUAGUGAUCUGUUAAGCAUGAACAAAGCCGAUUCAGAACGAGCUUAUCGUGAACAUCAAAAUGUUAAUCGGCGUUCGUUUUAUUGUAUACUUUUAUUCAUGCGUUUUGGAUAUUGGUAA